Siniperca chuatsi (mandarin fish) is the source of this 595-nucleotide messenger RNA. RefSeq names its product huntingtin interacting protein K (gene hypk). NCBI's taxonomy places the organism in Eukaryota, Metazoa, Chordata, Actinopteri, Centrarchiformes, Sinipercidae. The record is from RefSeq and is a predicted model, not a curated record. The transcript is spliced from 4 exons. Bases 55 to 420 code for a protein of 121 amino acids. Gene Ontology annotation, biological process: protein stabilization; negative regulation of apoptotic process.
CCCGCCGACGUUUGACGGAACCUUUCUUUUUGUUCCGGCCUCACUGGAGCAAACAUGGCGGCAGAGGGAGACGUCGAUUUGGACCUGGAAGCCGACGAAAACUGUACUGGAAAACCGGCAGAAAAGCCUCGGAAACAUGACAGUGGAGCCGCUGAUUUGGAGAGAGUCACGGACUAUGCGGAGGAGAAGGAAAUCUCCAGCUCUGAUUUAGAAACGGCCAUGUCAGUGAUUGGAGACAGAAGGUCACGAGAACAGAAAGCCAAACAAGAGAGAGAAAAAGAGUUGGCCAAAGUCACCAUCAAGAAAGAGGAUGUAGAACUAAUUAUGUCAGAGAUGGAGAUUUCGAGGGCCGUGGCGGAGCGCAGUCUGCGGGAACACAUGGGGAACGUGGUGGAGGCUCUGGUGGCCCUGACCAACUGAACAAAUGGCAUUUACACUCUGGACUGCUUCACUUUGUUUUUGUUCCCAGGGCUCAUCAAGACAGUGAGGCUGAACUGAUCUCAGUGGUUAAACCUUCUUGGGAUGUAAUCUUUACCCCAAAUCCUUUGGUUUUUUUUUUGUUUUUUAAAUAAAAGUUGACCUGCGAUUAAAAUAA